Molecule: messenger RNA, 1644 nt
Organism: Armigeres subalbatus
Lineage: Eukaryota; Metazoa; Arthropoda; Insecta; Diptera; Culicidae
Product: adenosine deaminase 2-like
Exons: 5
Coding region: 1-1500 (499 amino acids)
Biological process (GO): inosine biosynthetic process; adenosine catabolic process
Molecular function (GO): adenosine deaminase activity
Source: RefSeq, a predicted model, not a curated record
AUGGGUUCUCUUGUGCUGUUACUAGUCUUGAUUCCUUUGGUUGGAAGUAUUUCCAUUGAUUAUUACACUAAACGUCAAGUGAUCUUGGAGACGGAGAAGAAAUUGUCCACUGGAGGAAAUGCCUUUUUCACAGCAAAAGAACUUAAAGCCGACGAAGUUCUCAUGAAGCUUAAGAACAAAACAAUAGCCGAUGGAGUUUCCAACUCCAAUUCAUAUGCACCAUCGAUGCACUUCUUCCGAGCGAAGCCAAUCAUCGACAACAGCAGUAUUUUUAGAAUCAUAAAAGCAUUGCCCAAAGGAUCGGUACUGCACCUUCAUAAUAACGCAGCAGUCAGCUCCGAAUGGAUCAUCAAAAAUCUGACCUAUAGGCCAGAAGCAAAACUGUGCGAACAUCAAGGCCAAAUCUUUUUUACCGUCCGAAAGACCGAAUACUGCCCGGAAGAAUCUCUCAAAUCAAUACAGACACUCCGGGCCAGAAAUGGAUCAGUUGAGCUGUUCGACGCAUGGUUGGAGUCAUUCAUCAACCUAAAAAAGGUGGACCCAAAGCUUAUCCAUGCCGACAUCAACACGGUCUGGAUGGAGUUCGAGAAGAUGUUUUCCGUCGUCCGCGAUUUACUUAACCACAGACCAUUUUUCGAGGCAUUCCACAUGCAGCUGUUGAAGGAGUUCUAUGAAGACAACGUACUUUACAUAGAACUUCGGAUAGCCCUGUCGAAGCUGUACGAUUUUGACGGGAAGACCUACGACGAGGCCCAGGUGACCACCAUCCUUGCAAAUUUGAUCGAGAGCUUCAAACAGAGUAAUCCAGGGUUCGUCGGCGCAAAGGUCAUAUUUUCUAAACAUCGCGGAAUAGAUAGUGGAACCGCGCAGGAUCUGCUGAAGUCAUUUGUCAAACUGAACAAGGAGUUCCCGAAGUUGGUGGUCGGGUUCGAUUUGGUCGGCCAAGAAGAUAUCAACAAACCGUUGACAACAUUUUUGGACGAGUUACAGCAGUUCAGACAAACCACUCCGUAUUUUUUCCAUGCUGGUGAAACAAAUGGCUACGGCAGCGAAGCCGAUCUGAAUCUGAUUGACGCUGUUUUGCUCGAUACUCGACGCAUCGGUCACGGGUUCUCGCUCUACAAGCAUCCGGUGCUGCGGAAAAUGAUCAAAUCGGGAGGCAUUGCACUGGAGAUUUGUCCCAUAUCGAAUCAGGUGCUCCGUUUGGUGGACGAUCUUCGGAACCAUCCAGCGGUGUCUUACGUUUCGGAAAGCAUACCCAUUGUGAUAUCCGCGGACGAUCCCGGAUUUUGGGACAGCAAGGGUGUUAGCUAUGAUUUUUACUACGCUUUGAUGGCAAUUGCUCCGAGCACGACCGGGAUUGGUUUUCUGAAGCAAAUUGUUUGGGAUUCAGUGAGAUAUAGCUCGUUAACAUCUGAGGAGCGAACAGAGUAUUCGGAAAUUCUUCAACCAAAAUGGGAACAAUUUCUAGAUGACCUCAUUGCUGGAAAAUUUGUCUAAAACACGUUUCUACAUGAACGAUUUAAAUAACACAAUACACAUCUAAUAUCACAAUCACUGAGGCUGUAACUUCUGUUGGAUGAAAUUCCUGCAGCAUAUCACAAUUUGGUCAUAGCACCGUCUGAACCCGUGUAUUCCACUUUC